Messenger RNA from Aureobasidium namibiae CBS 147.97, 1587 nucleotides. RefSeq lists its product as uncharacterized. The record is from RefSeq and is a predicted model, not a curated record. Lineage: Eukaryota; Fungi; Ascomycota; Dothideomycetes; Dothideales; Saccotheciaceae. The transcript has a single exon. The coding region runs from base 1 to 1587 and encodes 528 amino acids.
AUGGUGUCGCACGUUGAACCACCUCAGCAGGUGCUACACACUCCGCGACGCCCUCCCUCGGCCACGAGCAGAGCCUCGACAACCAGGCGCCAUCGCUCAUCUCGCUCUCAGCACACAACCUCGCCAUCCUCACCGCUGAACGAGUUCCCUCUGUUCGCUCACACUGGAGAUGUCGACAUUAUCAUUUCGUCCCCAUCCGGUCGCAACGAGCAGCGCUACCUCUUACACAGCAUCAUUCUGAGCCAGUGCUCGUCCUUCUUCGCCAUCGAUCUCAAGCGCCCACUGAUACACAAUGCUCUGAAUGCGCCUACGUCUGCCUCACUCUCACGCAUAGGCGAAGCAACCUCCAGCAGAAGCAGUCUGGACUCGGUCGACACGCGACACUGGACUUAUGUCCUCGACUGGCACCACACAAGAAAUAAUGAAACACCGCGAUUAAUACAACGCCCUCCAAGCCAUAGUCCGCCUCCGGUCUCGCGCAACAAGCCGCCUGCUUCGUCCUCUGCCUUCUUCCGUACCAUGUCGAAUCUAUCUGCCUUGUCCUUGAAUCCUCAACCCGCUGCAUCUCUAGGUCCAGACGACGAACUCCUACGAGAUUACGACAAUCUAUUCCGCAUCUUUUACAACUAUCCGCCUUCUCUCAGCAAUUCGAACAUUGCCGAUGCUUACACCGAAUCAAAGACUCUACUGCACCUGGCCCAAAUAUACGAUGCGCUUGACAUCGUAGGAUCACGCGUAGAUCACCACCUCCUCGGCUUCCAAGGACGUCUCUUCAAGCAAAUCGCCCGUUACCCGCCCUCCUACCUCAAGCUAGCUUGUCUAGCCAGAUCCAAAGUUAUUUACACGGAAGCUCUAAUCCACGUCGUAGGCCAAUGGCCACAAGCUCAAUCCCAGCUGCUCAAUCACAUCGAUCCCCUCGUCCUCGAUAUCAUCGAGGAUAAGGUUCAAGAGCUAGAAGACAUGAAGUUGCGCAUCGAAGUCCGGCUGUUUAGGUUAACAUUGACCACCAGCCGAGGCGAGCGCGUCAAUCCUUCAAACGCAUAUCUAGAUUGGAUGGCAAUGAGUUUGUUCCGGCAAUGGCUAGCUGAAAACACCACUCCGGCCCCUGUAUCCAUCCUUAAGAACUCCUCUCGUCCGUCGUCUUCAGAUGCUGCCUCCGCAACUGCUUCACAAACCGGAAGAUCUGGUCGUCAAAGCACUUCUCGCGCUCUGGUUCCCUCAAAACCCUCCCCGUCUCAGCCUACCUUUUCACCACCACCUCAAAAUCUCGGUCGUGUGUAUCGCCUCAUGGGCAGCACGAACAAGGAAUUCUACCUCAACCACGACGAAUGCAAACGCUUCCUUAAACUCACUCCAGAGAUGUACUCUCGCGAUAACCUCAAAAGGUUCGAGCGAAGAGUCGAUGAGCUGAAGAAUCUGGCAAGGGAUGCAGUCAAGCCUCUUACUCGCAACUUUCUGGAACUGGAUCUGGCGAGUGUUGCUGCGCCGCCACCUCCAGGAAGAGGUAGCGCUGCUGUUCAGCCGACUGGAGUGGGAUAUUUGACUUGCACAAAGGUGUUGGAGGAGGAUCUGCCUUGGGUUGCGUGA